AUGUCAACGGACAUGGCCUCACUCCGAUCGCUAGUGACAGUAGGUUUGGCGAGGUAUUCAAUUGGGAUCAACUGUUUGAUUCAUCCGUCAAGGGACGAGGCCAGUUUGGCUAAGGCAUUGCUAGCUGUUUGGCUCCGGGGAAUCUGCGAGGUGGUAAAGUUUGUAAAAAGGGACACCAGACGUUGUGCUUCCUCCAAGUAG
Molecule: messenger RNA, 201 nt
Organism: Prunus armeniaca (apricot)
Lineage: Eukaryota; Viridiplantae; Streptophyta; Magnoliopsida; Rosales; Rosaceae
Source: the annotation of a GenBank genome assembly